AUGGUGGAAAGUAAGAAUAGACCAGCUCAAUACAAGCAGUCAUCUCGUAAAGGUAAGAAAGCCUGGAGAAAGAACAUCGACAUUAGUGAUGUUGAGAAGAAGCUAGAGGAGAAGCACGAGCUUGAAACCACCCAUGGUAAGCAAACUUUAACAGAAGUGUCUGAUGAUGCUCUUUUUGCUGUCGAUACUGAUGGUGACCAGGUUUUGAAGCAAAAGUUAAUCAAACGGAAGCAGAUCAAGAAGGUAUUAAAGUCUACAGAAAUCUUAGAGUCCAUCAAGACUAAGUCCAAGGUCCCUGCUCUAACUUCUGCCAAGGUUGCGAAUAAAAAACAAGACAAGGUUCAGGGUGUUUCCAGGAAGGAAUUAGACAGAUUAUUGGCUCUUGCAGGUAAAAAACUUGGUGAAAGUAAAUUAAAAGCUAGAGUUGCCAAGGAAGGACUUGUGAAGUCCGAUACUUUUGACCUAUGGGGUGGUGAACCUAAAGAUGAGAUUGUUGUUCCUUCAGGUUUGAAACUCAAAGUUAACCCUGAAAAUAUGGAGAAGGUUCCUAAAGAAUUACUGACGCAGUCUACAACUGGAUGGUCCGUCGCCAAGGUAGCACCACCAACUAUCAAACAUUCGACUGUUUUAGUUAAGGAACGUGAAACUAUUCCACACGCCGGUAAAUCAUACAAUCCAAGCAAAGAAGAAUGGGAGUCCCUUAUUAGUACUGAGUAUGAAAGUGAGUACAAGAAUGAACAAAGGAGAAUUGCUCUUGAAAACUACAGACAAAGAAUCCAACAUUUGAUGGAAACUGCGGAUGAUAAGGAGGAAGAGGAUUCCGAAUCCGAUGAAGAAAGCGAAUCUGAAAGUGAAGAUGCAUCUGUGUCCGAAGGAGCAGAUCCAUCAACUUUAUCUCUAAACCCUGCUACCAAAAACAAGAAGAAGACAAAGUAUCAAAGAAACAAACAAAAGAGACAUGAGGAAAAGGUCAAACUACAGAAUGAGAUCAAGAAACUAAAGGAAAAGGUAAAAGAGCUAGAGAAGUUGACAGAUAUCGAAAAAGAGGUCGAAGAAAAGCUUGCUAAAUCUACAACUACUUCAAACAAGGUAAGGAAGAACAAAAAGCAUAAACUUGGUACUAAGCAUUCUGUCAUGGAGGAUAACUUGGAAGUUAAAUUUUCUGAUGAACUUUCCGACUCUUUGAGAAAGCUCAAACCAGAAGGAAACCUUCUAUAUGAUGCUGUUAGGUCUUUGCAAAGUUCCGGUAAGGUCGAAACUCGUGUCCCAGUUAGAAAGGGAAGAAGAUACAAGCAAAAGAUUACGGAAAAAUGGACCUACAAAGAUUUCAAAUAG
This is a messenger RNA of Kluyveromyces marxianus DMKU3-1042, 1335 nucleotides long. It is a transcript of the gene NOP53, whose product is annotated as Nop53p. The record is from RefSeq and is a predicted model, not a curated record. Gene Ontology annotation, molecular function: 5S rRNA binding. Gene Ontology annotation, cellular component: nucleolus. Bases 1 to 1335 code for a protein of 444 amino acids. The transcript has a single exon. Gene Ontology annotation, biological process: rRNA processing; ribosomal large subunit assembly. NCBI's taxonomy places the organism in Eukaryota, Fungi, Ascomycota, Saccharomycetes, Saccharomycetales, Saccharomycetaceae.